Metarhizium album ARSEF 1941 is the source of this 2847-nucleotide messenger RNA. Its product is annotated as Mediator of RNA polymerase II transcription subunit 16. The transcript has 8 exons. Bases 1 to 2847 code for a protein of 948 amino acids. Lineage: Eukaryota; Fungi; Ascomycota; Sordariomycetes; Hypocreales; Clavicipitaceae. Gene Ontology annotation, cellular component: mediator complex. The record is from RefSeq and is a predicted model, not a curated record. Gene Ontology annotation, biological process: positive regulation of DNA-templated transcription.
AUGCCACUCAUACUAGAUAACUCUAUGCAAGUGGAUCUUAACAAUGUCGACGACUUGUUUGGCGACAACGUGCCCCUCUCAAUACCUGUCAGACCCCAGGGUAAACAGCUGCGACAACGGCUAGAUGAGCUGAGGAAUCGAGGCGCCUGCCAAACGGUCGCGUGGUCCAAAUCUGGCACAAUCGCUUCGUUGACUCCCGAUGGGCAGACCCUUGAACUUCGAUUCCUAAGAUGCCAUCCGGACACUGGGGUUUGGGAGCUCAGCGAGGCGACGACUUGCGAGCUUGUCAAGGGGUCGCCAGCAAUUCCCCUAGUGCAUCUAGAAUGGGGUCCGACUAACACUCCCGAUCUGGCCGUGAUAGAUGCAGCUGGGAGAGUUGCGUUGGUGAGCUUUGCCAUUUCGUUGAACCAUCCCUUCAUAAACAGGCACUGGGAGACGGACAUGAUUGACGACCUUCAUGGAGUCGUGGGCUGUUACUGGCUUCCCUUGGCCCCAGGAAGCCCAAGUAAACCGUUCAACAUCAUGUACGGGCCGGCAAAUAAGAACGGGAAUGUCUACCAUUAUGAAAACGUCUUUGUACAUAUUAUCGGACCACAUCAUCCGCAUUCGUCUAAAAGCGCCUUUUUUUGUGUGAACUCGGGCGGCAUGAUGAAGAUGUACUGGCCACAGAACAACAACCGCUGGGAGGAGACAACGAUGGAGCUUGAAAGUAUCAACUCAUCGGAUGAGCUUGUCACGCAUGCAGCUUUUGCUUCUGACAGAAAAAAUCUGCUCGCUGCUAUUGCAACCUCCUCCCGGCAACUCAAGCUGCUAAAAAUCGAGGUACAGUGGGCGGGACCUGGUUCUUCCUCGGAGAAGAAUACUAUGCCCCCGAAUGCAAGAUUAAACCCUGCGCUUGUGGAAACACAUGUUGCGUCGACCAGCUGGUUAUGUCCCGGUCCGAGCGAGACAAAUUAUGACGCUUCCAUUGCUGAACUAUCUUUUUUACAUCUGUUGCCGGCCAUAAUGGACAGCACUGGCUCCAGCACAGCCCCGCCAUUGAUCGUGACUGUCAGGUCGAGAUAUGUAGGUGACGGAUCCUUCCAGUCAAUUCAGAGCGUCUUGGACCGGUGGGAAGCCUUCGAGUCCAAGCAAGGUCUUGAUCCCGCCUUUGAGCAGCUUGGAAAUAGGAGAAACAGCGUUUCAUCGGAUCUAGCAAACGUUACAAGGCUCAAGAAGCUGGAGUCAGUUGUGAUCAACAAGGGCGUCAUUGGAAUCCAGGAUAUUCAAUACAAAAGGGUCCUCAUCUUCGCAAUGUCAGACGGGUCGAUUGAGUAUCGAGAUCGAUUUACGUUCGAAGAACUUUACGCGCAUGAGGAUCUCAACAAAGUCAUGACCAUGAGACAGGUCGGGUGGACAUUUUCCGAUAACGAACCCUGCUAUCAAGCCGCCUUCUCCCCGACAUAUUGCUCCAUGGUACAGAUUGGAGACGAUGGAAAGCUCCGGUGGAACAAGCUUCAGUACCCGUUAGGUGAUAUUGGCAACACUCCACAGGAUCCCCAUUACACUGCCACCAUUGCAGCGCUGUCCAUCGCAGCUGCUUUUGCCGUAUGGCAUAUGAGCAAUUUCGAUGAUGUUUUGGCAAUUGCCCGACCUUUGACAUCAAGAACGAGAUUCGUAUCCGAUUUCGUCGGCGACCUUAUUCGACUUCUGAAGAUCCAAGUCGAUUAUUCUGAGGAGAUGCAUCAUGACUCGCUUAUGAGGAACUCUCCGUUGCAGUCCUGCCUCAGCAUAAUGAGUAGCUUGGGGUUUCGAGGAGAAACUCAUCGACGAACAUUUCUGAGCAAAUUUUCCAUCAUUAGCCUGAAUAUGCGAAAUGUAGUGAUCCUCAUCACACUUGCAAGCAACACACCAACAAACAUCAGAGAGAAGAUGAGCCCGUUGGAUGAACACGAGGUUGUGGAAGCUUUGGCAGGCUGCGCAAAGUGGUCUGUCGAUUUACUAUGCUGGCUGAUUGACUGUCUGUUCGAGCUGAUGAACGACGACAAGUUCAAGCAACGACUUCAAGCGAAACAGCUGGGAGAGUUGAACCAAUAUCUCCACGAGAAGAAUGACGUGUCACUCCACCUGCUGCUCUCCUCGUCAAGUCGCAGCUUCGUGUCAGCUCUGUGCCGCAGGAUUUCCAUCCUGGAGAACAUUAGCAACAAGGCCAUCGACUUUUACAAACGGCAAGCAUCGGGGGACCAACAGAGCGGCGCCAAACCUCCCAAGCCUCAGCUGCAACAGGCUUACCAGAGGAUGCAGCAGGUGACAUCGACGAGCCUGAUCAGAGUGGCGGAACUGGAGAAGUUGCUAAACAUACUGGCUUCAGAUAUCCGGCAAACCUACGCAUCAUACCUACCCAGGAUAGUCAAGAACCAGCCCAAUCCGCCACAAGGGAAGCAACUCGACAUUGCCAUCAAGAACACCCAGGCUCAGUUUGAGAUGGUCACGUUACUUAGCGGGUCGCUUGGCCCGUCUUUCCUACCGGUGUUGAUCAAACUCUUUGGCAAGGAACUUCCUGCGUUUCGCAAGCUCACGGAUCCGGCCAAGUUGUUUUUUGCAGACUUUAAGCUUUUGGGGCUGGAGGACGACAAGAACAGUCUGACUGCCCGGAAGGCAAAGGGCGUGCAUGUGGACAUCUUCAAGAGGACAGAGCUACGAGAUGGGGGCGGAAGAAGCAGAUGGAGAAGAUGCACCAGGUGCACCGCGGUGAUGGAGGACGUCUAUGGCAGCCGCCCCGGAUUUACCUUUGUGCUGGCACAACAGCGCAAAUGUUCGUGCAGCGGGUACUGGGCACUGCUUCCCAAGGGGAAAGAGGUUCUGUAA